AUGGCGUCCGCGGCCGACCUCGACGGCCUCGUCCUCCUGCGCCAGUCCAUCUCCGCGUCCAAGGCCUUCAUCCCCAGCGCGUCCGCCGAUGCUGCUGCCCCGGAGGUGCCCCUCGCGCAGGCGACGCACCUGCGCUUCCCCGACCAAGCCGCCGCCGUCCCCAUUGACAGCGCCACGCGCUUCGUCUCCAACGACAGGCCCGUCGACCUGCGCAGCAUCUACUUCGCCUGGCUCAACCGCGAGGUCGCCAUCCCCGAAUACAAUGCCUCUUCAACUAAGCUGAACGACGAGCUCGCCGCUGCCGCCGCAAAGGGUAAGGUCCAGAACCUCGGCUUCAUCGAGCGUCUCGAUCUCAUCACCUGGCUCGAAGGCGCCAGCGAGGAAAGCGAGUACAUCAAGCCCCUCGCCGGCGACAAGGAUGGCUCUGCUGCGGGCGCUUCCACGACGGCAAAGGCUGGCGCCGUAUCAUCGACUGCGCAGGCAAGGUCCGGCAGGGGCACCAUGGACCCUCGAUUAGCAAGCAUCUACAACGGCGAGCGAAAGAUGGGCGAUCGCAACACAGUUUUAAGGGGCAUCAAGCCUACGGACUUCUCCCAUGUGCGCAAGCUUGCCGCGCCCUUCAUCCAGAAGAAGUCGCAUUCGGGCUCCACCAACAUCAGCGCAAACCCAUCCCUCGCCCUCAACCAAAAGGCCCCGUCUAGAAGACCGGACCCCAUCAUUCUCCUCUCGCCCUCGGCAUCAUCCCUUCUCCGUCUCUCCAACGCCCGCUCUUUCCUCGAGGACGGCAAGUUCGCCCCCGCCGAGGCGGGUGACUCGACGGCUACGAUGCUCCAUGUCCAGCGCACCAUCAGGGCUGUCGACCCCAACCGCCCCGUGCGCUUCAUCCUCGUCGAGGGCUCCGAGCAGUUCAAGCCCGAGUACUGGAACCGCGUUGUCGCUGUCUUCACUACCGGCCAGACGUGGCAGUUCAAGAACUAUAAGUGGAGCGACGCCAACGAGCUCUUCAAGCACACCCUCGGCAUCUACGUCGGCUGGCGUGGCGACCAGCCGCCGGAUAAUAUCAGCGGCUGGGGCCACCGCGUCCUGUCUACGGGCGUCGACCGCUGGCACGGCGAGGGCCACGAUUCCUCCCGUUUCCGCGAUAAGGAGAUCGUCGAGCAGAUCUGGAAGUCUAUUGAGGCGAACAUGCGGUCCCGCGGCUGGAGGAAGGACGCGGCCCCUACGUCGAUUUAG
This is a messenger RNA of Ilyonectria robusta, 1233 nucleotides long. Its product is annotated as RNA pol II accessory factor, Cdc73 family-domain-containing protein. Gene Ontology annotation, cellular component: Cdc73/Paf1 complex. Gene Ontology annotation, biological process: positive regulation of transcription elongation by RNA polymerase II; transcription elongation by RNA polymerase II. The transcript has 2 exons. Gene Ontology annotation, molecular function: RNA polymerase II complex binding. Lineage: Eukaryota; Fungi; Ascomycota; Sordariomycetes; Hypocreales; Nectriaceae. Bases 1 to 1233 code for a protein of 410 amino acids. The record is from RefSeq and is a predicted model, not a curated record.